AUGGAUUGGCAUCAUAUCGACGUCCUCGGGGCUCGGGGAUGGGCCGAGGGCCGAGUGCUCUUUGCUGGGGACGCCGGCAGCGCCACACCACAGAUAUCAGGUGGGCUGCAGACCCCUCCCUGGGGCCUGACCCAUCUGCCCUCGCCCGGGCCCUGCAUGGCUGGACUUUGCCAUCAGAACCAGCCGGUCCCUGCAGAGGGCGAGUCGGGCCAGCCAGGCCUGUGGCACCAGGAGUCCGAGCCACUUCCCCUGCAGGCUGCCCCUUCCUCCGUGGACCCCCACGCCCUUCCCUGCACUGUGGCCGACCAGUGCAGCGGAGGCAGCAACCUCUUCACAGAGCUGCAGGAGAACAGCCCCCACGGCACCUUUGUGGCCAACCUGACGGUCUUCGGGGAGCCCGAGAGCAGCAGCCUCCGGCUGGGUCUAACCGGCGCCGACGCUGGGUGGUUCUACCUGGAGGGGAAAACCGUGCGGCUGAGCGUCUCGCCAGGGGCGUCGCUGGACAGAGAGGCGCUGGAGUCCCCCGUCCUGAUGGUGGCGCUCACCUGCUCGGAGGAUGGCUUCUCUCCGGUUGAGUACAGGAUCAUCGUCCAGGUGCUGAAUGAGAACGACAACAAACCCCGGUUCCUGGAGGACUCCGUCCUGACCCAGAACAUCAGUGAGCUGGCGGCGGUGCACUCGGUGGUGUUCACCACCCGGGCGGAGGACAAGGACGGAGACACCCUCAUGUAUGUGAUUGACAGCACCUCGGCCGAUGGCAAAUACUUCCGGAUCGACCUGCCCAACAGCGGGAAGAUCGUGCUGGCCAAAGCGCUGGAUUUCGAGACCAAGCGCCACCUGGAGUUCAUGGUCCACGCCGUGGAGAUGAACACCAAGGAGAGGUACAACUCCUCCGCCAGGAUCCGCGUCAACGUGCUGGACGGGGACGACCAGUACCCCCGGUUCCUGCCGUGCAACUUCCUGGCGCACGACGGAGUCAGCGUGUGCGUCAGCCCCGUCUACACGGCAAACGUCACCGAGCGGGAGGUCACGGUGGGCCCUCUGCACUUCGUCCCCGGCUUGGUCUAUGCGGAAGAUGGGGACAGGGAGCUGAAGGCUGCCAUUACCUACGCCAUCCUCGCAGGGACGGACCACGGCAGGUUCCACAUCGACAACGUGACGGGCGCCAUCACUAUGCUGCGGCCUGUGGAGAGCCGGAGCCACACGCCCGCCUUCAGCCUCAGCGUCAUGGCCGCGCAGGUGAACGACGCCAACAAGUACGUGGUGACGGAGGUGCGGGUGAGGGUCCUGGCCGCCAACGCGCACCCGCCUCGCUUCAGCCGGCCCCGGUACCAGGCCUUUGUGCGGGAGGAGCCCGGCCUGGCCGCCCUGGUGCUGACGUACAGCGGCCGGGUGCUGACGCUGCAGGCCGCCGACGCCGACUUCCCCGACGGCUUCAACCCAAAGGUCCGGUACAGCCUGACGCCCCAGUCCAACCACACCCAGCUCUUCCAGAUCACAGCGAGCGGGCUCCUUGUGGCCCGGGCCGACCGGCUCCGUGCCCUCCAGCAGUACUUCCUUCAGGUCAUCGCGCGAGACGAGGAAUCAGGGGAGACCACCAACACGACGGUCAACGUGGAGGUGCUGCGGCCGGGCCAGGCAGCCCCCGUGGACCCUUCCGAAGCCGGGCAGAGCCAGGGCCCGCUGGACGUGGGGAUCCUCGCUGGCAGCCUGGGGGCGCUGCUGCUGCUCACCGCCGCCAUCCUCCUCCUCCUCAUGCACGCCAUGAAGAAGAGGCAGCGCCAUCAGCAGGCCCUGGAGAGGGCCUCCCUGGCCAUCGAGAAGCACCCCAACGUGAGCUUAAAGUGGUUCCAGCCGGUCAACGCCGGGAAGUCGGGCCCCCACCCCGGCAACGUUUACUUUCAGAACGAAGGCUACAGCGACCUGGGAGACGCAACGCCGGAGAGCGCCGGGGGCUGGGUGGGGAGGAGCGAGCCGGCUGAGACCAGCAAGGCGAACCCCCUGGCCAAUUCCGUGGGGAAGGCCGACGGCUUGAUGGGAGUGCGGAGCGGGGCAGGGUUAGCGUCCACGGAGAAGGGAGACAGCGCCGCGGCCACGCUCCCCAACGGGCAGACGCUCGAGCCGUCGGGGUGUAAAGACACCUGCCAAGACGACCAGGCACCACCCAGGAAGUGCAGCGCCAGCGCGGAGCCUGGUGCCGAGGAGGGCACCGCGGAGUCCCAGCCGGCAGGGGAGAAGGAGGAAGAGCCCCCGCCGCACGACUCUCAGCCAGGCAGCCAGGAAAAGCCAACAGAGGCUGGGGCGGGAAGCGGGGAGACGGAGGUGGGGACGAGCAAACCUUUACCAGCCAGGCCGCAAGCUGCUGCAGGCCAGGGGGACGCAGGCUGGAGUGAACAGGAGCCGCUGCCCACCAGCCAACCCCUGCCUAACUGCACUGCCAGCGAAGGGGGCUCUCCGGCCGAGGGGGCCCAGGCGACUAGCCAGAGCGCCGCUCCCUCCAGUGCCAGCCACGCCGACGCCAGCCACGCCGACGCCAGCCACACCGACGCCAGCCACGCCAACGCCAGCCACGCCGACGCCAGCCUCCAGCCUCCGGCCCCGAGCGGGCAGCACGAGCCCCCGCCCAAGCUGCCGGUGCUGGAGGAGGUGAGCGAGGAGACGCUGGAGGAGGAUGGCCCCAAUCCCGGAGCGCCCACGUACCAAGACCCCCUGGCGCCCUUGCCCAUCAGCGACCUCCGGAUGCCGGUCACGUUGAUGCAGCUCCUGGAGGAUUCCAUAGAGUGUUAA
Messenger RNA from Mauremys mutica (yellowpond turtle), 2787 nucleotides. RefSeq names its product cadherin-related family member 5-like. NCBI's taxonomy places the organism in Eukaryota, Metazoa, Chordata, Testudines, Geoemydidae. Gene Ontology annotation, cellular component: adherens junction; membrane; catenin complex. Gene Ontology annotation, biological process: cell morphogenesis; adherens junction organization; homophilic cell-cell adhesion. Bases 1 to 2787 code for a protein of 928 amino acids. The record is from RefSeq and is a predicted model, not a curated record. The transcript has 15 exons. Gene Ontology annotation, molecular function: calcium ion binding; cadherin binding.